AUGUCUUGGUCAUUUCGCUCGUGUUUUGUACAGCUUAUCGUGUUGGCGAGUACAAGUCAUGCAUCACCGACAAACAACGAUGAGUGUAAUUGUUACCUCACCAAUGGUUCCAACUCUGCAUAUUAUUUACGACACGACUUUUACGACUUCAGAAAUCUUUCAAAAUAUGCUCAAGUCCCAAGCCCUAUCCGGAAUUCUUCCAGAAAAGCAGGCGUAACAAGUGACUACUUCAAGAGUGACACAUGGGAUAGCACAUGGAAUAUACAAGACUGGAACAAUCGUGGGGGCGGCGGUGUUAGUCUCUCAGGCGAUGCGACCGUUUUCAUGUCCAACUCUCCCAACAACAUCUACAUUCAAGAGAAUGACGAUGACGGUGCGACUUCGGACACGUUCCUCACCAUGCGAACGAUGCGAAUGCCCGGUUUCCAGAGCGCCGCCGAGUUUGAAUCCGUGUCGACGUUUCACUACGUCUCGGUGCGAAUACUCGCUCGUGUCACUGGUAGCGCGGGUGCAUGCAUGGCUCUGUUUACAUACCUAGAGGACGACGAUGAGCUGGCGGAUGUACAAGAGGCCGACAUUGAGAUCCUCACGCGUGAUCCGAAAAACCGGAUCCAGUACACAAAUCAACCCUCGUACACAAAUGACGGCGAUGAAGUUCCCAAAGCAACUCGCAACGGUACAUUACCCAAGGGCCUUGGGUGGGAUGACUGGGUUGUACACCGACUCGACUGGACGCCUGAGCGAUCUGUGUGGUAUGUGCAAGGGCAAGAAGUGGCCAGUAUCGAAUUCCAAACGCCCAAGGAUCCUGCACAGAUCAUUCUCAAUGCUUGGAGUGACGGUGGUUCGUGGAGCGGUAAUAUGAGUCUUGGUGAUUCAGCAUACAUGCAGAUUCAGUGGAUUGAUAUGGUGUACAAUGCCACCAAAGACAAUGAUAAGAGGAGUCUUCACAAUGGAAUGCUGAGGAGGAGUAUUGAAAGAGAAAGUUGUCUGCUUCGUCGAGAAGAUAAUGAUGAUGGAUGUAAAGUCGUCUGCAGUAUCGACGACGUGGACAAGACCGGUGAGGCCAAGGUGCUGUGGAAAAGUGCAGCAUCUCAUACGCUGGUUAUGGAACAUUGGCUGAAGGUAGUUGUCGGAUAUGUGACCUUGAUGGUCAUCUGGUAA
This is a messenger RNA of Fusarium venenatum, 1161 nucleotides long. RefSeq names its product putative xylanase 3. The record is from RefSeq and is a predicted model, not a curated record. Gene Ontology annotation, molecular function: hydrolase activity, hydrolyzing O-glycosyl compounds. Gene Ontology annotation, biological process: carbohydrate metabolic process. NCBI's taxonomy places the organism in Eukaryota, Fungi, Ascomycota, Sordariomycetes, Hypocreales, Nectriaceae.